AUGAUUAUGGAAGAGAUUCCGGAAGCGCUUAACUUUACGGGCCGAGGAGGAGGUAGUUUGGGUGCCGAUCAUGGACUGACCGCGGAUCUACUAGCAUCAGACUUACACAAAGUAAAAUCGGAACCAGAUGUCGGACCAUACAACAUUUUACCCUCCCUUACGUCCUUAUCAAUGCACGCCCAUGCAAUGUCUCCAGUCACAACGUUCGCCGCAAUCUCUAAUACAGCGCUCGCCGGUACCACAACGUCAGGCCCCCAUACGCCGGUAGACUCCAACGAAGAACCCCGAGCACCCAGCACUUCCUCAUGCAAUUCGCCCCAACCGCAACCAUCAUCUUCAACAGCGUCUAGUACUUCGAAUUCGUCCUCUAACAACUUGAGUAAGCCGCCGUAUUCGUAUGUGGCGCUGAUCGCGAUGGCCAUUCAAAGUACUCACCAGAAGAGGGCGACGUUGUCCGAAAUUUACCAGUACAUCACCUCCAAGUUUCCGUACUUCGAGAGGAACAAGAAGGGGUGGCAGAAUUCUAUUAGGCAUAAUUUGAGUCUUAAUGAGUGUUUUGUUAAAGUGCCUCGCGAAGGUGGAGGCGAGCGCAAAGGCAACUAUUGGACACUGGACCCGCAAUACGAAGACAUGUUCGAGAACGGCAACUACCGACGGCGAAGAAGGAUGAAGAGGCCCUAUCGCUCCGCCCAACCCUAUCCGAAGGCCUUUUUCGGCGACGCCCUCAGCCAACACGGCCUGCCUUUAGCUAGGAACAUUUUCACGCCCCCGGCCUACCCUCCGGCGUAUUCUAGGUACGAAACGUCUUGGCUGGGCCAAUCCCAACUAGCCCCCUACACGAGUUGCAAUACGGGAGCCUAUCCGCAACAAGGCUACCCUUCUCCCGCAGCCUUUAGCACUUGCAGCGUCCGGCAAGACCCAGCGACUAGGUAUCCCUCUUACUGGCACCCCGAUGGGGACUACUCUCCAGGUCCGCACGGGUCCCCUCCUACCGACCCUCAGUUACUGAUGCAGUGGGGACUGUGA
Psylliodes chrysocephalus is the source of this 1026-nucleotide messenger RNA. The record is from the annotation of a GenBank genome assembly. NCBI's taxonomy places the organism in Eukaryota, Metazoa, Arthropoda, Insecta, Coleoptera, Chrysomelidae.